Lobosporangium transversale is the source of this 3018-nucleotide messenger RNA. Its product is annotated as glycine dehydrogenase. The coding region runs from base 1 to 3018 and encodes 1005 amino acids. The transcript has 3 exons. Gene Ontology annotation, cellular component: glycine cleavage complex; mitochondrion. NCBI's taxonomy places the organism in Eukaryota, Fungi, Mortierellomycota, Mortierellomycetes, Mortierellales, Mortierellaceae. The record is from RefSeq and is a predicted model, not a curated record. Gene Ontology annotation, molecular function: pyridoxal phosphate binding; glycine dehydrogenase (decarboxylating) activity; glycine binding. Gene Ontology annotation, biological process: glycine decarboxylation via glycine cleavage system.
AUGGCCACUACUUCCCCCAUCUCCAUCAUCAAUAGAGUCUCUCCUGCCUCCGUCAAGACAAAUAGCCCUCUCUCCAUCCGCUCUGCUCUCCGCUCGAUCCAUACAGAGAAACCCCCUGCCAGGACCGUCUUUUCUCCCCUCGAUACCUUUGCACGUCGUCAUAAUGGCCCUAGUGAGCCCGAGAUCAAGGAGAUGUUGAGCGCUAUUGGACUCAAGGAUCUGGAUGGACUCACCGGAAAGACCAUUCCCGAUCGUAUUCGCUCCACCCGUGCCUUGGCUCUCGAUCACGGAUUCACUGAAAAGGAAGUCCUGGAGCGCCUAAAGUACAUUGCCUCCAAGAACAAGGUCUUCAAGAACUAUAUCGGAAUGGGCUACACCGACGUUGUCGUCCCUAAUGUCAUUCUCAGAAACGUCUUGGAGAACCCUGGAUGGUACACUCAAUACACCCCUUACCAGCCAGAAAUUGCUCAAGGUCGUCUCGAGUCCCUGCUCAACUACCAAACCAUGGUCACCGAUUUGACUGGCAUGUCAAUUGCUAAUGCCUCGUUGCUGGAUGAGGGAACUGCUGCUGCAGAGGCCAUGAUCAUGUGCUGGACUGCCACCAACCGCAAGAAGAGCACCUUCUUUGUCGAUGAGAACUGCCACCCUCAGACCAUUGCCUGUGUCCAGACCCGUGCCGAGGCUUUCAAUAUCAAGGUCGUUGUCGGUGAUCACCGUAACUUUGAUUUUGAGGCAAUCAAGGACGAGAUGGCCGGUGUUCUUAUCCAGUACCCUGAUACCCGUGGAAAUGUCUCCGACUACAAAGGUCUCGCCGACAAGAUCCAUGGAUAUGGCGCUCAGGUGGUCGCUGCCACUGAUUUGAUGGCCUUGACCCUCUUGACUCCUCCUGGCGAGUGGGGCGCUGAUAUUGCCCUCGGAAACUCACAACGCUUCGGUGUCCCUCUCGGCUUUGGUGGACCUCAUGCCGCAUUCUUCGCCUGCAAGGAUCAACACAAGCGCAGGAUGCCCGGUCGCUUAGUCGGUGUCUCCAAAGAUGCUCAGGGCAACCAGGCCUACCGUCUCGCCCUUCAGACUCGCGAGCAGCACAUUCGCCGUGAGAAGGCCACUUCCAACAUUUGCACUGCUCAGGCUCUUUUGGCCAACAUGGCUGCUCUCUAUGCUGUCUACCACGGACCUGAGGGCAUCAAGAACAUUGCUCAACGCAUUCACAACAUGACUGCCAUCUUUGCUGAGGGAGUUCGCGAGGCCGGCCACAAGGUCGAAAACGAGCAGUUCUUUGAUACCUUGGCUAUUAAGGUCCAGGGCGGUGCUGACAACGUCGUCAAGAAGGCUCUCGCUGCUGGAAUCAACAUUCGCCAAUUCGAUGCUGAUACUGUCGGUGUCACCUUUGACGAGUCAUGCAACAAGGCAGAGCUUGAUGAACUUAUCAAGGUCUUCACCAAGGAUGGCGCCUCAACUCCUGAUCUCCUUAGCAUUGCUCAGAAGCUCAACAUUUCAGAGACAAGUCCUGCGAAUGUUUUGGACAACAAGUUCAUCCGUACCUCAGAAUACCUUACCCACAAGAUCUUCAACUCCUAUCAUUCAGAGACUGAGAUGCUUCGCUAUCUGUAUCGCCUUCAGAACAAGGAUCUCUCGCUAACUCACUCGAUGAUCCCUCUCGGUUCCUGCACCAUGAAGCUCAAUGCCACCACCGAGAUGAUCCCUGUCACUUGGCCUGAGCUUGGCAACAUCCAUCCCUUCGCCCCUGAUAGCCAGACCGAGGGCUACCAGAUCAUGCUCAAGGAGCUUCGCAACGAUUUGGCCGAGAUCACUGGAUUUGAUGAUGUCUCGCUCCAGCCCAACUCUGGUGCCCAGGGAGAGUAUGCUGGCCUUCGUGCCAUCCGUGCUUAUCAUGAGAGCCGUGGCGACAACAAGCGUAACGUCUGCUUGAUUCCCGUCUCUGCUCACGGAACCAACCCUGCUUCGGCUGCCAUGGCCGGUAUGGAUGUCGUCCCCGUCAAGUGCUUGGCCAACGGAAAUUUGGAUCUUGAAGACCUGAAAGCCAAGGCAGCCAAGCAUGCUGACCGUCUCUCUGCCUUCAUGGUCACUUAUCCCUCUACUUUCGGUGUGUUUGAGGACACUGUCUCGGAUGCUUGUGAGAUCAUUCAUUCCCAUGGAGGUCAAGUCUACAUGGAUGGUGCCAACAUGAACGCUCAGAUCGGAUUGACCUCCCCUGGACACAUUGGCGCUGAUGUCUGCCAUUUGAACUUGCACAAGACCUUCUGUAUCCCCCACGGAGGUGGAGGACCAGGUAUGGGACCUAUCGGUGUCAAGGCUCACUUGGCUCCUUACUUGCCUGGCCACCCUAUUGUGAAGACUGGAGGUGACAAGGCCAUCGGACCAAUCUCUGCUGCUCCUCACGGCUCUGCCUCCAUCCUGCCCAUCUCUUGGGCCUAUGUCAAGAUGAUGGGAGGUGAGGGCAUCAAGAGUGCCACCGAGAUUGCUCUCUUGAAUGCAAACUACAUGGCUCGCCGCCUCGGCAAGCAUUACAAGGUUCUCUUCACUAACGAGAACGGCAUGUGCGCUCACGAGUUCAUCAUCGAUAUCCGGCCCUUCGGCUCUGUUGGUAUUGAGGCUAUUGAUAUUGCUAAGCGUCUUCAGGACUAUGGUUUCCACUCACCCACCAUGUCAUGGCCAGUGCCCAAUACCCUCAUGAUUGAGCCUACAGAGUCUGAGAGCAAGGAGGAGCUCGACCGCUUCUGCGAUGCUAUGAUUGCCAUCCGUGCCGAGAUUCAAGAGAUUCAGGACGGUAAGCAGCCCCAGAAGGACAACGUGCUUAACAAUGCACCCCAUACAUUGGCUGUGCUGAUGAAGGAUGACGAAUACUGGAAGACAAAGUCAUACAGUCGUUUCCAGGCUGCCUAUCCUUUGCCCUACCUCCAUAAGUUCAAGCUGUUCCCUACUGUCUCACGCAUUGAUGACAGCUUUGGUGAUCGCAACUUGAUCUGCUCGUGCCCUCCCAUGAGUGACUAUGAGUAA